Eriocheir sinensis (Chinese mitten crab) is the source of this 590-nucleotide messenger RNA. RefSeq lists its product as uncharacterized. The transcript has 5 exons. The record is from RefSeq and is a predicted model, not a curated record. Gene Ontology annotation, molecular function: peroxidase activity; heme binding. Gene Ontology annotation, biological process: response to oxidative stress. Bases 93 to 590 code for a protein of 165 amino acids. NCBI's taxonomy places the organism in Eukaryota, Metazoa, Arthropoda, Malacostraca, Decapoda, Varunidae.
GUAUUCUACCUCCAUUUCCAGGGCUAUCAAAACCCUGAGCUACGUCAAUCACAGGUCAGCCGCUUCCCUCCCCUCGGCUAAUCUCUACGAACAUGCACAACGAUGUCUCGGCUCCUCAUGUUCGCUACACCCUCAUGGUCAUGCAAUGGGGGCAGCUUAUCGACCAUGACAUCAUCUUCACGCCCAUCAACAAAGGUUACCGAGAGCAGAUGAACCAGGUCACUGCAUUUGUGGAUGCCUCACACACCCAUGGCUCAGACAAGUGUGAACAGAGACAGCUGAGAAUGCUAACGGUCACGCUUGCCAAGAUGCUCUGCGAUAACUGUGAUAAUGUGGAGAGUGAGCAGCGGUCCGUCUUUGACCUUCCUGACCCCUUCCUGAACCCUCGUGUGUCCCACCGUGACCUGCCGGGGAUCAACCUGGAGCUGUGGAAGGAGCGUGUGUCAUGUGGGGUCGGCAAGACUAAUAUUGACAUCGGGGCAGCCGAGCGCAUAUCACCCUGUGUCAUGUGCACCUGUACCAAGGAAGGGGUGGUGGAGCCAGUGACCCAGGAAGAGAUGCACAACCUGCCCCUCAUUCACAGCCUGUAG